AUGGAGAACAAAGGUAAUAGUGAAAGUACUACUACCACUACUACUACUACUUCAACUGCUCCUUCUACAGAGUCAAUAGGAGUAGCCAAAGAUGGUUGUAAUAGUAGUAGAAUACUUAAUAUCAAUGUUGGUAUAAUGGGACAUGUAGAUAGUGGAAAGACAAGUCUUGCAAAGGUGCUGAGUACAAGUCUAUCAACUGCAGCUUUGGACAAGAGUCCUGCAAGUCAAGAAAGAGGUAUUACUUUGGAUUUGGGAUUCUCAUCAUUCAACGUCGAUGUUGCCAGUCAUCCAUUACUCUCUCAACGAUCAGAGAUUGCCAAUCACUAUGAUCGUGUUCAAUUUACACUUGUCGAUUGUCCAGGACACGCUUCUCUUAUACGUACUAUCAUUGGUGGUUCACAAAUCAUUGAUAUGAUGUUUCUAGUCAUAGAUAUUAACAAAGGUAUUCAAACUCAAACUGCCGAAAUAGAUCAAAUUCCACAAGAAUCAAGACAAUCUAAAAUUGAUACUAUGUCAACUAAACUACGUAAAGUAUUGGAAAAGACAUGUUUUAGUCAAUCGCCAAUGGUUUCAGUAUCUGCUAAUCCAGGUGUAGUUUCAGAAGAGGCUAAUGUAAAUAAUAAUCAACAACAACAACAACAACAACCAUUGCAACCAUCACAACCAAUUGGAUUAAAUCAAAUGAUUGAUGAAUUAUGUAAAUUUAUAGAAAUACCAAAGAGAGAUGACCAAGGUACAUUCCUAUUUGAAUUUGAUCAUUGUUUUCAGAUAAAGGGACAAGGAUCGGUAUUGACGGGAACCGUAUUAAAAGGAUCGAUUGAAAUCAAUCAAACCGUUCAAAUACCACAACUCAACUUGGAGAAAAAGAUAAAGUCGAUGCAAAUGUUCCACAAACCCGUUAAAAAGGUGGUGCAAGGUGACCGUGCUGGUAUCUGUGUUACACAAUUAGACUCUAAAUUAUUGGAAAGAGGGUUAUUAUGUACCCCUAAAACAGUACCAUUAUUAAACGGUGCAAUCAUUUCAAUUGAAAAGGUUAGAUUCUAUAAAAACCUUGUUAAAACAAAUUCUCAUUUCCAUGUAACUAUUGGUCAUACAACAACAACAGCAAUUGUUACAUUUUUUGGAAAUAAAAUAUUGGAUCAAUCAACACCAACAACAAAAGAAGAGACUGGAAGUAUACAUCAAUUUAAUGAAAAAAUAGAAUAUAGUUUUAUGGAAUAUUUAGAACCAACUAGUUUGGAGUAUCCAGUUGGAUCACAAUUUGCAUUGAUUAAAUUUGAUCAUCCUGUAUUGUGUCCGUUGGAAAGUGUCAUUAUUGGAUCAAAGUUGGAUGUUGCAUUGGAUACGUCGGGAUGUCGUAUUGCAUUCCAUGGCAGUUUGUUGCAAGGUAUUGAUGCAUCGAAUCGACAGAUUCUCCAUGACACGCUACGUAUAUUCAAGACAAAGGUCAAAGAAGGUGCAGUGGAGCGUGUUCACAGUGAAGACACUUUAAUUGGAAAGAACCUUUUCUCCAAACAAACAGAUCUCUCUUCAUUUAUUGGUAACUAUUUAUUUGGUAUUCUUUUAGUUUCCCUCUCUCCUUUAGAUUAUUAUCUUAAUCUUCUUUUAAAAAGGGUAGAUAAAAAAACCUUUUUGUGA
This is a messenger RNA of Cavenderia fasciculata, 1638 nucleotides long. RefSeq names its product Selenocysteine-specific elongation factor. Bases 1 to 1638 code for a protein of 545 amino acids. The record is from RefSeq and is a predicted model, not a curated record. Gene Ontology annotation, molecular function: GTPase activity; GTP binding; translation elongation factor activity. NCBI's taxonomy places the organism in Eukaryota, Evosea, Eumycetozoa, Acytosteliales, Cavenderiaceae. Gene Ontology annotation, biological process: selenocysteine incorporation. The transcript is spliced from 6 exons.